AUGGAUUCGAUGGGGCCUGUGGUUAUUGCAUCUGCCCGCGGCACGCCGCACGAGCAGCACUGUGCAGUCGGCCAGACAGAACCUCCAUGGUCUGGAAAUUCCGCCCGUACUAUUCCGCCCGUAUCCAUGCUCAUCAUAGGUCCGCCGGAUUUCCCUGCAACAAUUAGCACGCCGGGCUGGCGAAGAUGGAAAUCAGGCUGCACAUCAGUUGGCAGUCCUUCAUCCCGAGGCACACACAGAAAUGGAAUUGUUGGGGCUGACGAUCCUGCCGGCACCGAGAUCCACAGUCUCUGGAAACGCUAUGCUGUGAUUUUGGAGACAAGCGCGGGCCUGGGGGGAAUGGCGAGUCUGCUAUGGAUUUGGAGAGGGCGUGCAUAUGGCCCCUGGGUUAUGUCCAGGUCCCCGUUUCAAGGUAUGCCAGCAUGUGGUCUCGAGGGCCAAAUCAAACUGGUUGGGGGUAUUCUGGUAUGCUUGACUAAAGAAUUUGUGUUUCCGCAGGCACGCAAAAGCGGAUCUGUGUGGUGGAAAACGUGGGACUACUUAGUCUAG
This is a messenger RNA of Metschnikowia bicuspidata var. bicuspidata NRRL YB-4993, 549 nucleotides long. RefSeq lists its product as uncharacterized. The transcript has a single exon. Lineage: Eukaryota; Fungi; Ascomycota; Pichiomycetes; Serinales; Metschnikowiaceae. The record is from RefSeq and is a predicted model, not a curated record. The coding region runs from base 1 to 549 and encodes 182 amino acids.